AUGGGAUUUAUCCAAAUUGUGAUCUUUUUGAGAAGCAAUUUUUCUGUUAACUACGGUACGUCACCAAAUUUUAGUGCAACUCUCACGGCGCCUAUUCACAAAAUGGAGUUUAGCAAGUCUAUCGGCUCUGUCAGUCAGGUCAAGGUAUCAGCUCUUCGGUCUACUUCACUUAUCGACUGUGUCGACGAUGAAGUCAUUACGACGAGGUGCACCACUCAAUCAACUUUUGACCAAAGUCAACCUGGCCAUUCUGCUGCCAAAAAGACGCUCACUGCAGUUUGGAUGUUCGUUGGAUUCGUGCCUCUCCUUUUGCAAACAAGAAGUUUUUUCCGACUUGUGACGCCGCACAAGAUCUCGCGGACUUUGGUCGCACCGAUGUCCGCAGCAAAGCUCACGUCCGACGUGGAGACGCUUUGCCCAUUGGUAGGACUAACGAUUGCUGGCACUUGGUGGAAUGUUGCGGUCACACAUUACUACGAGCUGGAAAAGGGCAGAAUAUGCCAUUUUGUUGUGCCUCAGUACAAUAUUCACGGCAACUACGUCCUAGGAGCCAAACAAACACCGACAGAUAUAGAUAUAUCCAGCUGCAAGGAUAAUAGCUAUUAUUUCGAGUACUUCUUCUAUCAUGGAAGUAUUAGCUAUUAUGCCUUCUAUGAAGAAGCCACAGGCACGUUUUGUGCCAACGAUAAUGUUGGUUAUGUGAUUGUCCGCGGUCUUGGAACCUACGAUGGAAAUGGUGCAAAGUUGGCCAAUGACGUGGGCGAUUCGACUUAUCGAUUAUCAUAUUGGUAUGGGCUGUUCGGGUUUUUCUGGAUCACCUAUCGUACAUUUAUGCUGCGAAGAAGCUACAUUUCGUGCAAGCGCUUCGGACGACGGUGUGAUCUACUGCAAGAACCGAUGCAAUUUCAGAAUUGUGUCGUGUUUGUCCAAGAAAGCAUGCGCCUUUCAGCCCACGGGGCAAGGAAUUACCAUCGUAUUGUACUAAUUUAUUUUUUAAUUGAAGGAUUGAUGAGUGAUUUGUUCAUGCUCAUUGCGCAAGACGGACUUCUCGCAAAGGUGCAGUACAUCUCUCUCGGAUACAAUUUAUCAGGGGUUUUGUCGAUCUUGUUUGAAAUGGUUGAGACCAUGGGUUGGAUUCGAGAGACUCCGCGCGUUCUGAUCAAACGUUUGCUCUUUAAUUACGAAACAGCGCUGCUGGGCGAAUUUGCUUGCUCAGCCGCAAUGCAACAUUUUCUCACUGGGCUGAAUAAGUCUAGUCUUCAGAGAACAAGACCUAUCGCCGAGGACGUAUCAUAUUACGUAUGGAGUCUCGUCGGACACGGCAUUAUCGUGCUUGGAGUCGUGUUCGUGAUUGCAUCAAUCCGUUCAGUAGGAGCAAUUAUUAGUGUGCGGUGGCUUUUUGGCUCAUUUAACUUAUUGUGGACAUCAUGCUGCGUCGAUACGGCUAUUGGACCACGGUGUAAGAUGAUCUUGUUAAGUGGUUAUGUUUGGGAAAAUGGCAUGCUUUGCUACAAGGCUAAAACCCUUAAGUCUUUUGGUAUUAUGAAAAUCCUAGAGAAAAAUAAUAAUCAAGCUAUUGUACUUCAUCGACUAAAUUGGCUUACCAUUCCACGGGAUGACUUAUUGACGAUAGGGAAUAUCAAUGGAAACUUCGUGACGCAUUGCGAUGAGCGUUCUAUUGUCGGUGUGGUAAGCAUGAUUGGGAGAGCAUUGGGCGGUCCUUCAGAUUUGGAUACAACAAAUAGUCUUGCUGUGGUGCGGGUAGCGGUAAAACAACGCAGACCAGAAGAAUUGCUAGAAUCGAAUUAG
Messenger RNA from Plasmopara halstedii, 1809 nucleotides. RefSeq lists its product as uncharacterized. The record is from RefSeq and is a predicted model, not a curated record. Lineage: Eukaryota; Oomycota; Peronosporomycetes; Peronosporales; Peronosporaceae. The transcript has a single exon. The coding region runs from base 1 to 1809 and encodes 602 amino acids.